Messenger RNA from Penicillium argentinense, 2349 nucleotides. Its product is annotated as Ras GTPase activating protein IRA2. NCBI's taxonomy places the organism in Eukaryota, Fungi, Ascomycota, Eurotiomycetes, Eurotiales, Aspergillaceae. Gene Ontology annotation, cellular component: cell cortex. The record is from RefSeq and is a predicted model, not a curated record. The transcript is spliced from 3 exons. Gene Ontology annotation, biological process: regulation of actin cytoskeleton organization; regulation of GTPase activity. Bases 1 to 2349 code for a protein of 782 amino acids. Gene Ontology annotation, molecular function: protein binding; GTPase activator activity.
AUGUCCGUGGCUACCAUGCUGCAACCUUCGAGAAUCUCCCGAGCCUCUUCGUCGUCCUCAUCCUCGUUUCAGCCUGUCGCACGACAAAACACCAUGUCGUCGCACGAUACUCGGUCGCUCCGCCAAUCCAAGCGGAUGUCGGUCACCGCACUCUACCUGUCCAUGUCCGCCAAGGACAGGGACCUGGAGAUUUCGGAUGACCUGGCACGCGCGCAAAAGCACUUGAGAGAACUCAAGUCCAAGAUCUCGUCCCAAUCUAAGAAGAAUUUCGUAUUGGAAAAGGAUGUACGAUACUUGGACUCGCGAAUUGCCCUGUUGAUUCAAAACCGCAUGGCCCUGGAGGAGCAAAACGAAGUCGCCAGCCAUCUCGACGACACCGCCGAUCCCCAAGAAGGAUUCUUUCCCAACGAUGAACGCACUCAGAAAUACGGCAAUCUGCUGUUCCUCCUGCAAUCCGAGCCCCGCCAUAUCGCCCACCUGUGCCGCCUCGUCUCCAUGGCCGAAAUCGAUUCCCUCCUCCAGACCGUCAUGUUCACCAUCUAUGGAAACCAGUACGAGAGUCGCGAAGAGCACCUGCUGCUCACCAUGUUUCAGUCGGUCCUCACCUACCAAUUCGACAACACCCCCGAGUACUCGUCCCUCCUGCGCCAGAAUACCCCCGUGUCGCGGAUGAUGACCACCUACACCCGCCGGGGUCCCGGUCAGAGUUAUCUGAAACAGGUCCUGGCGGACCGGAUCAACUCACUGAUCGAAUUGCGUGACGUGGAUCUCGAAAUCAACCCCCUGAAGGUGUACGAGUCCAUGGUGAGACAAAUCGAAGAGGAGACCGGCUCUCUGCCCGAUUACUUGGCUCGCUCGGUGACCGCCGAGGAUGCUGCAGAUAAUAAACAGGUGCAGGCCAUUAUUGCGCCGCGGCUGAAGAUGCUGACCGACAUUGCGAACGGGUUCCUGACCACGAUCAUUGAGUCCGUGGAUGAGACCCCGUAUGGUAUCCGGUGGAUCUGCAAGCAGAUUCGCAGUCUGUCGCGCCGCAAGUACCCCGACGCUCAAGACCAGACCAUCUGUACCCUGAUCGGCGGUUUCUUCUUUCUACGUUUCAUCAACCCCGCCAUUGUCACACCGCGCUCCUACAUGCUGAUCGAUGCCACUCCGACCGACAAGCCCCGCCGAACUCUGACCCUGAUUGCCAAGAUGCUGCAGAACUUGGCCAACAAGCCGUCGUACGCCAAAGAGCCCUACAUGGCGAGCCUCCAGCCUUUCAUCGAGAGCAACAAGGAGCGGGUGAACAAGUUCCUGCUGGACCUGUGCGAGGUGCAGGAUUUCUACGAGAGUCUGGAGAUGGACAACUACGUGGCUCUGUCCAAGCGGGACCUCGAGCUGCAAAUCACCCUGAACGAAAUGUACGCCACCCACGCUCUGCUGGACAAGCACAGUGCGGCCCUCGCCCAGGACCACAACUCGCACCUGGCUCUGCUCCUCCAAGAGCUGGGCACCGCGCCCGCGCAGGUGCCUCGCAAGGAGAAUCGGACCAUCACAGUGCCCCUCUUCAGUCGCUGGGAGACCGCUUUGGAUGAUCUGACCUCGGCCCUGGAUAUUACCCAGGAGGAGGUCUUCUUCAUGGAGGCCAAGUCGACAUUUGUGCAGAUUCUUCGAUCACUACCAACCAACUCCUCGGUCGCUCGCCGCCCCCUGCGUCUGGAUCGCAUUGCGGAGGCCGCCGCCACGCUCAAGAAUGACGCGGUGAUGGUGCGUAAAGGUAUUCGCACCAUGGAAUUGCUGAGCCAGCUGCAGGACAUGGGCGUGAUUGAUCGCUCCGACGAGUUCAGCCUUCUCCGGGACGAGGUGGAGCAGGAGUUGGUGCACCUCGGCUCAUUGAAGGAGAAGGUCUUGGACGAGACACGCAAACUCGAAGAGGUGUUUGCCACCAUCCGCGACCAUAAUGCUUAUUUGGUGGGCCAGCUGGAGACGUACAAAUCCUAUCUCCACAACGUCCGCAGCCAGUCCGAGGGCAAGCAGCGGAAAACACAGAAGCACCAGGAGCUGGGCCCGUACAAGUUCACUCAUCAGCAGCUGGAGAAGGAGGGCGUCAUUCGCCGCAGCAAUGUCCCCGAGAAUCGUCGGGCGAACAUCUACUUCAUGUUCAAGAGCCCGCUGCCCGGCACCUUUGUGAUCAGUCUGCACUACAAGGGUCGCGCCCGCGGCUUGCUGGAACUGGAUCUCAAGCUCGAUGACCUGCUGGAGAUGCAGAAGGAUAAUCUGGAGGACCUAGACCUGGAAUAUGUUCAGUUCAAUGUCACCAAGGUGCUCGCCCUGCUGAACAAACGAUUUGCACGCAAGAAGGGAUGGUAA